Sapajus apella (tufted capuchin) is the source of this 1958-nucleotide messenger RNA. RefSeq names its product U6 snRNA biogenesis phosphodiesterase 1 (gene USB1). Gene Ontology annotation, cellular component: nucleus. Lineage: Eukaryota; Metazoa; Chordata; Mammalia; Primates; Cebidae. Gene Ontology annotation, biological process: U6 snRNA 3'-end processing. The record is from RefSeq and is a predicted model, not a curated record. Gene Ontology annotation, molecular function: 3'-5'-RNA exonuclease activity. Bases 106 to 903 code for a protein of 265 amino acids. The transcript has 7 exons.
GCCAGCCCAGGCCCCGCCCCUAGGAGGGCGCUUCCGGCACAGCGGAACUCCGGGUGCCGGGUGAGGUUGCUGGAGGACGUGCUCGGUCGUCUCGGAUGAGGCUCCAUGAGCGCGGCGCCCCUGGUGGGCUACAGCAGCAGCGGCUCCGAGGAUGAGUCCGAGGACGGGAUGCGGACCAGGCCGGGGGAUGGGAGCCACCGUAGUGGCCAGACCCCCCUUCCCAGGCAGAGGUUUCCAGUACCUGACAGUGUGCUAAACAUGUUCCCCGGCACCGAGGAGGGGCCUGAAGAUGACAGUGCCAAACACGGGGGACGGGUGCGCACCUUCCCCCAUGAGCGGGGCAACUGGGCCACCCACGUCUAUAUACCAUAUGAAGCCAAGGAGGAGUUCCUGGAUCUGCUUGAUGUGUUGUUGCCACAUGCCCAGACAUACGUCCCCCGGCUGGUAAGGAUGGAGGCGUUCCACCUCAGCCUGUCCCAGAGCGUGGUUCUGCGCCACCACUGGAUCCUCCCCUUUGUGCAAGCUCUGAAAGCCCGCGUGGCCUCCUUCCAGAGAUUCUUCUUUACUGCCAACCAGGUAAAGAUUUACACCAAUCAAGAGAAAACCAGGACCUUUAUUGGGCUCGAGGUCACUUCAGGGCAUGCCCAGUUCCUGGACCUGGUUUCAGAGGUGGACAGAGUCAUGGAGGAAUUCAACCUUACCACUUUCUACCAGGACCCUUCUUUCCACCUCAGCCUGGCCUGGUGUGUGGGUGAUGCACGUCUCCAGCUGGAGGGGCAGUGCCUGCAGGAACUACAGGCAAUCGUGGAUGGGUUUGAAGAUGCUGAGGUGCUGCUGCGCAUGCAUACUGAGCAAGUCCGCUGCAAGUCUGGGAACAAGUUCUUCUCGAUGCCUUUGAAGUGAGCACCAGAGGUCUUCCUCCUCCAAGCCCCUCUGCAGGCCAGGCUGAGAUGGAGGAACCCCCUAAAAUCGAUGGAGAUGCUUCUAGCCUCCCACUAGGAGGCCCCAGCCAUGCUUUCAGCCUGGCAGGAGGUGUAGCCCCUCCUCAUCCUCCCUGAGUGCUGAUCAUUUCCCUCUCUCGCCUAUCUUCUUUCUCCUCUCUCUUUCUCCCUCUCUCCUCUCUCUCCUUACUUGGCUAUUGUGGGUUGCUGGUUGGGUGCUGCUGUGCUGUGGCCCUUCCCAGAAACUGCCAGUAGAGGGCAGCCUGGGCAUCCUAAUUCUUACUCUCUGGUGUUUUGCAAAGAAAAUAUUGGGGUCACUGGCGAACCCACCCACACUCGCCAGAAUCUCCACUGUAGUCCCUCUAACAAACAGCCCUUCACUCCCUCUCCCACUUCCCCCGCUUCAGCAAUUUGUAUUUCAAUGCCAUUGGCCUCAGAUCAGAGUUUUUUAAAUCAUCAUGCCCUGACUUAUUCCUGGUCAAGCAAGGACAUGGGGUGCUUCAGUGGGUCUGUCAGCCUCUCUCCUUGAACAGUGUCACUUUUAUUAAUUUACUUUUACUUCCACCCUGCUUCUGUGCCAGCAGGGGCCACUUCAGGGCCAAGAUACAGGGUGAUAAUUUGUGGUCCAGCAUCAGUUUUCUCUACUCCUUUCUUCCACUCACCUCCAGCAAGGUGCCUGGGAGACUAGCAGAUGUUUCAUUUUGGCCUGGCCAGUGGCUGAAAGCCAGGCCUCCAAUGCACUGUGACCUCUGGCUUCCCCAGCAGCUUUCCCAGAGAGGCAGAGGAGCCUUUCACAGCCCAGGUUCUCCUCCUGCUGCUGCCUCCCGCCCGCUGCAGCUGCAGGCAUUCUGAGGGGCAACGUGGAGGCAGGUUUUUUCAUCAAACCUUCCCCCUGGCAAAGGGACAGUCAGUCCUCUCCAGGUGUCUUCUGUAUUUCUGGUGAUGGAUACAGAAAUCUUCUUAUGUUACAGUUUUAAAUUAUGUUCAACAAAUAAAAAUUGCAUUUUUUAUUUUGGA